AUGGAUGGUAUUUAUGGAUGUGAUUCAGUGACACUCGUCGUCGGUGGAUAUAAUAUCGAACGAUCCGAUGUGGGAAUAGCGCCACAUCCAAUGUUCACGAAAGAUAUCAUAGUUCUUCCAGCUGGAUGGACCGGUAAAGGAUAUUCAGCGUUGGUUCGACUUCCGAACAAAGAUUUGAAAGAAGUGAACAGUAAAGGUGGAGUCGUGAUUUGGAAAAGAUUGGAAUAUUUGGUGAAUUAUGACGAAAUAAAUUGA
This is a messenger RNA of Adineta ricciae, 255 nucleotides long. The record is from the annotation of a GenBank genome assembly. Lineage: Eukaryota; Metazoa; Rotifera; Eurotatoria; Adinetida; Adinetidae.